Molecule: messenger RNA, 1523 nt
Organism: Aphanomyces astaci
Lineage: Eukaryota; Oomycota; Saprolegniomycetes; Saprolegniales; Verrucalvaceae
Product: isocitrate dehydrogenase, NADP-dependent
Exons: 2
Coding region: 63-1313 (416 amino acids)
Biological process (GO): isocitrate metabolic process
Cellular component (GO): mitochondrion
Molecular function (GO): magnesium ion binding; isocitrate dehydrogenase (NADP+) activity; NAD binding
Source: RefSeq, a predicted model, not a curated record
CGUUUCUCGUCGUCGACCUCAAGCGUAUCAACAUCGUUCCAACCACAUAGUACAUCCAUCUCAUGGUGUUCGCAAAGAUUCACGUGGAAAACCCUGUCGUCGACCUCGACGGGGACGAGAUGACGCGCAUCAUCUGGCAGUUGAUCAAGGACAAGUUGAUCUUCCCCUUCUUGGACUUGAAGACCGAGUACUACGACUUGGGCGUGGAGCAUCGUGAUGCCACCAACGAUCAGGUGACGCUGGAUGCGGCCCGCGCGAUCUCGCGCCACAACGUCGGCAUUAAAUGCGCGACGAUCACCCCCGACGAGCAACGCGUCCAAGAAUUCAAAUUGAAGGAAAUGUGGAAGUCGCCCAACGGCACGCUCCGCAACGAGUUGGGCGGCACCGUGUUCCGUGAACCGAUUCUGUGCAAGAACAUCCCGAAGCUUGUGCCUGGGUGGAAGGAACCGAUCAUCAUCGGUCGCCACGCGUUCGGUGAUCAAUACAAGGCGACGGACUUUGUCGCCCCGGGCAAGGGUACGUUCAAGAUGACGUUUGUCCCGGACGAUGCUUCCCAGCAGUCCCAAGAAUGGACCGUGUACCAUUUCAAUGACGCCGCGGGCGGGGUUGGCAUGGGCAUGUACAACACGAAGGAAUCGAUCCUUGGGUUUGCGCGGGCGUCUUUGGAAUACGCGUUGGACCGCAAGAUGCCGUUGUAUUUGUCCACCAAGAACACCAUCUUGAAGCGAUACGACGGGCAGUUCAAGGACGUGUUCCAAGACUUGUAUGACACGGAAUACGCUGCCAAGUACAAGGCCGCGGGCAUCUGGUACGAGCACCGGUUGAUCGACGACAUGGUGGCGCAAGUGCUCAAGUCCAAGGGCGGGUUCGUGUGGGCAUGCAAGAACUACGACGGCGACGUCCAGUCGGAUAUUCUAGCCCAAGGGUUCGGGUCGCUCGGGCUCAUGACGAGCGUGCUGUUGACCCCCGACGGUAAGACCAUGGAAGCCGAAGCUGCGCACGGUACGGUCACGCGGCACUUUCGCGUGCACCAAAAGGGCGGCGAAACCAGCACCAACUCGAUCGCGUCCAUCUUUGCGUGGACCCGCGGGCUGUUGCACCGCGCGGCGCUAGACCAGAACGCAGCGCUGAAGACGUUUUGCGAACAGCUGGAAGCGACCGUGAUCGAGACGGUUGAAAACGGCCAAAUGACAAAGGACUUGGCGCUGUUGAUCCACGAAGACAAGAUGGAGCGCAAGCACUGGCUCAACACGUUCGAGUUCCUCGAUGCUGUCGCGGAAAACCUCACUGCCAAGCUCACCUUGCACCAAUAAGUAUAAUACCCACUCCAUCACCACAAUGAACCCAAGUGGGAGGUUGUAAGAAAGCACGGAGUACAGUACCUACAGUAACUUCGCUCUUGCGAUAACAUUACGUGAGAGGACCUCUCGGUGGUGUAGGCUGACUCGACUGAUGAUGUAUGUACGAGUAACUACGUAGUAACUAGAACGUACUACUAGUUAGUAUAUAUAUAUAUAUAUAUA